CGCAUCGCGGGCCUGUGUGUCCAACAUGGCUGAGGUGCUGCUGUUGCUCCUUCUUGUGCAGCAGCCGCAGGAGCGGAGGGGAGGAUGCUGAGCUUCCCGGGAGCAGCGGUGGUGUCAGCUGCGGCGGGGCUAACGGGGGCCGAGGCAGGCUCUCCUUAGCCAUGGCCAGGCUGGCCGAUUAUUUCAUUGUGGUGGGCUAUGACCACGAGAAGACAGGAUCAGGGGAAGGUUUGGGAAAAAUAAUUCAGAGAUUUCCUGUAAGCGAUUUGGAUGACACUCCUUUUCCACAGGGAAUAGAAUUGUUUUGUCAACCUGGAGGAUGGCAUCUGUCCAGAGAGAGGAAGCAACCUACAUUCUUUGUGGUAGUUUUGACAGAUAUAAACUCUGAACGGCACUACUGCUCUUGCCUGACAUUCUAUGAAGCAGAGAUCAAUUUGCAGGGCUCAAGAGAAACUGAAGGAGAGGAGGAGUCUGGUUUGAUUCAGCCUGCAGAAGUGUUUGCUCCCAAAAGCCUGGUGUUGGUGUCCAGAUUAGACUACCCAGAAAUUUUCAGGGCUUGCCUUGGCUUGGUCUACACUGUGUACGUGGACAAUCUGAAUGUUUCGCUGGAGAGUCUCAUUGCAAAUCUCUGUUCAUGCUUUGUUCCCGCUGCUGGAGGGUCACAGAAACUAUUUUCCUUAGGAGCAGGAGACCGGCAGCUGAUACAGACCCCUUUGCAUGAUAGUCUUCCUGUCACAGGGACUAGUGUAGCCCUUCUAUUUCAACAAUUAGGAAUUCAAAACGUGCUAAGUUUGUUCUGUGCAGUCCUUACGGAAAAUAAAGUCCUCUUCCAUUCUGCAAGUUUCCAAAGACUGAGUGAUGCAUGUAGAGCACUAGAGUCUUUAAUGUUUCCUCUUAAAUACAGUUACCCCUACAUUCCAAUUCUCCCAGCACAGCUCCUGGAAGUUCUCAGUUCACCCACACCUUUUAUUAUUGGUGUUCAUUCUAUCUUCCGUAAUGAUAUUCAUGAACUUUUAGAUGUAAUCAUAGCAGACCUGGAUGGUGGUACAAUUAAAAUUCCUGAAUGUAUUCAUCUGUCCCAGCUCCCAGAACCACUGCUUCAUCAGACUCAAACUGCUCUUUCUCUUGUUUUACAUCCAGAUUUGGAAACGGCAGAUUAUGCAUUUCCUCCUCCUCGAACAGCUCUGUCACAUACCAAAAUGUUGGAUAAAGAAGUGCGAGGAGUCUUUCUUAGAUUAUUUGCACAGCUGUUCCAAGGAUACAGAUCUUGCCUUCAGCUGAUUAGGAUCCAUUCAGAACCUGUAAUAAACUUCCAUAAGGCAGCCUUUUUGAGCCAGCGAGGCUUGAUUGAGAAUGAUGUCCUUACAAAAGUUCUUAAUGGAAUGGCAUUUGCUGGUUUUGUAUCAGAGAGAGGUCCUCCUUACAGAUCCUGUGAUCUCUUUGAUGAGUUGGUAGCAUUUGAAGUUGAGAGAAUUAAAUCUGAGGAGAAAAAUUCAUCAAAAAUGUUAAGGCAUGUCAGAGAACUUGCAGAGCAGCUGUUCAAAAAUGAGAAUCCAAAUCCUCACAUGGCUUUCCAGAAAGUUCCAAGACCUACAGAAGGAUCUCAUCUACGAGUUCAUGUCCUUCCUUUUCCGAAGAUUAAUGAGAGUCUAGUUCAGGAUCUUAUCCAGGAAGGUUUGGUGAAGAACCAAAGUGCAACUCCAGCUUCUCGUAUAGAAAGAAAAUGUGUUGUACCUGCUGGCCCACCAGUUGUUUCCAUAAUAGAAAAGUCAAGCACAGUUUUCAACAGUGCACAAAGGCUGGAAGUUGUUAGAAACUGCAUCUCCUUUAUAUUUGAAAACAAAAUUUUGGAAACUGAAAAGACACUUCCUGCUGCACUGAGAGCACUUAAAGGAAAAGCAGCACGACAGUGUUUGACACAAGAAUUAAGCCUCCAUGUUCAACAAAAUCGUGCAAUACUGGAUCAUCAGCAGUUUGACUACAUAGUACGAAUGAUGAACUGUACUUUGCAGGACUGCUCAACUUCCGAAGAGUACAAUAUCGCUGCACCACUGCUUCCACUAACAACUGCUUUUUAUAGGAAACUAGCUCCUGGAGUCAGUCAGUUUGCAUACACCUGUGUACAAGAUCACCCAAUAUGGGCUAACCAGCAGUUCUGGGAAACAACCUUUUAUAGUGAUGUAGAAAAUCAAAUUCGUUCCCUCUAUCUCUCAACUAAGGAAGACAAUCAAUCACAACACCUAAAGCAGAAAGAGAAGAAUCCUGAAGGCCAGGUUCAAGAAAAGACUGCCAUGGACUUGGCUGCUGAGCAAUUGCGCCUGUGGCCAACACUUAAUAAAGAGACACAACAGCAGCUAGUACAGAGUGAGGAAAGCAUGGUUUUCAGCCAGGCAAUUCAUUUUGCCAACCUCAUGGUGUACCUGCUGGUGCCAUUAGAUACUAGUAAAAACAAACUGUUAAGGACUUCCGCCACAGGAGACUGGGAGAGUGGAAGCAAUAGCAUUGUCACAAAUAGCAUUGCAGGAAGUGUUGCUGAGAGCUAUGACACUGAAAGUGGGUUUGAGGAUUCCGAGAACAAUGAUACUGCAAAUGCAGUUGUGCGCUUCAUCACCAGGUUCAUAGACAAAGUUUGUACAGAAAGUGGUGUUACCCAGGAUCACAUCAGAAGUCUUCACUGUAUGAUCCCAGGAAUUGUCGCAAUGCACAUUGAGACUCUGGAAGCAGUCCAUCGGGAGAGUAGAAGGUUGCCACCAAUACAGAAGCCAAAGAUUUUGCGACCAGGUUUGGUGCCAGGGGAGGAGUUUGUGUGUGAAGGUCUUCGUGUGCUUCUGGAUCCCGAUGGCAGAGAGGAGGCAACUGGAGGAUUACUUGGAGGCCCUCACAUUCUCCCAGCAGAAGGAGCUUUGUUCCUUACUACAUACAGAGUUAUAUUUAAAGGCACACCACAUGAUCAACUAGUGGGAGAACAAACAGUUAUUCGGAGCUUCCCCAUUGCUUCAAUAAUAAAAGAAAAGAAAAUAAACAUCCAGAAUCAACUUCAACAGAGUAUGCAAGAAGGAAUGCAAAUCACCUCAGCUACGUUUCAGCUGAUUAAAGUAGCUUUUGAUGAAGAAGUGGGCCCUGAAGUUGUAGAAAUGUUUAAGAAACAGCUAAUGAAGUUUCGCUAUCCUCAGUCCAUCUUUAGCACUUUUGCUUUUGCAGCUGGUCAAACUGCACCUCAGAUAAUUUUACCAAAGCAAAAGGAAAAGAACACUUCCUUUCGCACACUUUCAAAAACAAUUGUAAAAGGAGCUAAACGUGCAGGAAAAAUGACAAUUGGCAGACAACACUUGCUAAAGAAGAAAGCAACAGGGACAAUUAUGGAAGAAAGAGCAAAUCGUCCUGGAUGGAAUGAGGAUGAUGAUAUCUCAGUUUCAGAUGACAGUGAAAUGCAGACUAGUGGUACCUUGAAAGCAUCAGAGAAAUCAACAAUGGAGCAGCUAGUGGAAAGAGCUUGUUUCAGAGACUAUCAACGUUUAGGUUUGGGGACCAUCAGUAACAGCUCUUCUCGCUCAAAGACAGAGUACUUUCGAAUAACUGCCUUGAACAGGAUGUAUUCCCUUUGCAGAAGCUAUCCAGGACUACUAGUGGUACCUCAGUGUGUACCAGACAGCAGCUUGCAGAGAGUAGCUCGCUGUUACAGACACAAUCGCCUACCAGUGGUCUGCUGGAAAAACUCAAAAACGAGUACCCUUCUGCUUCGAGCAGGUGGCUUCCAUGGAAAAGGAGUGGUUGGCCUUUUCAAAACUCCAAAUGCACAAACAUCAGCUCCUGCAUCACUAGAAUCAUCAAGCAGCAUAGAACAAGAAAAAUACCUUCAAGCCUUACUGAAUGCAAUUUCUGUCCAUUGCAAAAUGAAUGGCAAUAGUACGCUUACCAUCAGGCCAACUAUUGCUUUGUCUCCAGGCACUGAAAGGAGGGCUUCAAGAAUGUCCACUGUGUUUAAGCAGGUAGUGCCAGGACAUUUGGAUGUAAAUCUAUCCAAUAGCUUUGCCCGAGGAGUGCUUGGGUACAGAGAUAAAUGUUUCACACAUUCAAAUUCCAAAUCAGGAAGAGUUUAUCAAGGUGUGUGGGCAAGUCUUCGUUCUAGCAGUCGGUUUAUUAGCACUCAGAUGCCAUUCCUUGACGUUGGUGCAAGAUUAGCAGGAAAAGAUGGUUCACCCUCAUAUUCCAGCAGCAAUGCAUAUUUACAAAACCGGAUUCUGAAGCGACAAGCAGCCCUCUACAUUUUUGGAGAAAAAUCACAGUUAAGGGGCUUCAAGCUUGAUUUUGCUUUAAAUUGUGAAUUUGUUCCUGUUGAGUUCAGUGACGUCCGGCAAGUUAAAGCUAGUUUUAAAAAGCUUAUGAGUGCUUGCAUUCCUAGCAGUAUUCCUGCAGAUUCUGAAGUAACGUUCCUUAAAGCACUUGGAGAAUCAGAAUGGUUCCCUCAGCUUCAUCGGAUAAUGCAGUUAGGUGUGGUUAUAUCAGAACUGCUUGAGAAUGGUUCAUCUGUUUUGAUUUGUCUGGAAGAUGGCUGGGAUAUCACAGCACAGGUGGUGUCACUUGUGCAGUUAAUCAGUGAUCCAUUCUAUCGAACACUUGAAGGCUUCAGAAUGCUGAUAGAAAAAGAAUGGCUAUCUUUUGGUCAUAAAUUUAGCCAGCGCAGUAAUUUGACCCUCAAUUGUCAAGGGAGUGGGUUUGCUCCUAUUUUCCUGCAGUUCUUGGAUUGUGUGCACCAGAUUCACAGCCAGUAUCCAACAGAAUUUGAAUUCAGUCAGUAUUACUUGAAGUUCUUAGCAUUUCACUAUGUUUCCAAUAGAUUUAAAACAUUCCUGCUGGACUCGGACUACGAAAGACUAGAACAUGGAACGCUAUUUGAGGACAAAGGAGAGAAACAUAGCAGAAGAGGAAUAUGCAUAUGGGAAUGCAUUGAAAAAAUACACAAAAGAAGCCCUAUUUUCUUUAAUUACCUCUAUGCACCCAUUGAAACAGAGGUUUUAAAACCAAAUGCAAACAUAUCCUGUCUUAAGAAAUGGGACUACUACACAGAAGAGACCUUGUCCACCGGCCCAUCUUAUGACUGGACCAUGGUGAUUACAAAAUGUAGUAAUCCAGAUGAAUCUGAUCAGACGGAUGUGUCACCUUCACACAAUAAGAGGAAAAUUGUCUGGCCAUGCUAUGACAAUAUCAUCAAAGUGCAGCCUGACGCCAUCACCAGCCUAUUAAAUGAAAUCGAAAAACUGGAAAACAAGUUAAAUCAGAGCCCAGAAAGGUGGCAGUCAUUGUGGGAGAGAGUCAAAAUAAAUAUUAAAGAAGAUACAAAGCAGUACAAUCAUCGAAGACAUCCAUCUGGCUCUUCAGCAAUAAUGUCUGCCAAUCUGCAUUCCUAUCAGAAAAGGUCUCUGUUGCAUCUACCAGAUAGUGGAUUGGGUGAAGAACAAAACACCAAUAUCUCACCCUCCAAUGGUGUGGAAAGAAGAGUAACUACACUGUAUAACCAAUUUACAUCAAAGAAUGAUGAAAACAGGUCAUUUGAAGGUACACUUUACAAAAGAGGAGCUCUGCUAAAAGGCUGGAAACCACGUUGGUUUGUACUUGAUGUUACCAAACACCAGCUACGAUAUUAUGAUUCUGUGGAGGAUGCAUGCUGUAAGGGGCAUAUUGACCUUGCAGAAGUCGAAAGUGUAAUACCUGCUUCACCGACUCUUGGGGCACCAAAGCAUGCUAGUGAGAGGGCAUUCUUUGAUCUGAAGACAAGUAAACGUGUAUACAAUUUCUGUGCCCAAGAUUCACAAAGUGCACAGCAAUGGAUGGACAGGAUACAGAGCUGCAUUUCAGACGCAUAAAAAGAAAUCUGAAUUUUGCUGCCAACAGUAGAAAGGAAACACUUUCAGUAUCCAUGAGAAACGUCAGUAUUGCAAGAAGAAUUGUCCCUGCAAAUCAAGCAGCCUUAUAAUUCAACCUUAUAUUCAAAGCAUCAUCUUUCCUUAUUUUUAUCACUUGUAUAUAAUAACUCUUCCUCCAUGUGGCAGACAUUCAAAAUCAGUAACUUCUGUGUGGAAAACUUUCUUCUAUAAGUCAGCUCCAAGCGUAGUGAUCUGGCAGGAUUCCACUGAGAAACACAGAACCUUUCUUUUUCUAAACACAGGGCUAUUACAUUAGAACAAUUCUGAAUGUUUCUUACCUGUUUCCCCCAAUAUUUUUCUAGUUAAUGUUAUUGUUUUUUUGGGGGAGGGUAGGAAUUCAUUUUCAGUUGUUUUUCUGGGACAGCAUUAUUCAAUCUUCAGAGCCUUAUACAUUUUGAAAAUAAUGCAUUCCGAAAGUUUAAGGCACUUAAAGCAAAAAUAUGGAAACAUUAUUUAUUUUCUGCUAGUUAUUUACUGGUCUUUUUGUGUCCAAAAAUAACUAGGCAUUCAUUGAUUAAAGAAUACACUGUUUUUUUGCGUUGUAUUCUCUUUUCCUGUUGCAGUAAAUUGAUGGAAAUAAAAACAACACGGACAAGAAAAGGAACCUGGUAAAAAUCAGACCUUGGCAAAGAGAAAAGCCUAAGAAAUAUAGAAGUUGUAUAGUAACUUAUGUGGUGUACUGCUCAUUGUAAGAUAUAACACAAUGAUAAAUGCACUAAACAAAACAAACACUUGCACUGAAAUCCUUGAAAACAGACAUUUUGAAGGACAGAAAUAAAUUAUUUAUAGCAAAAUACUAGCUAGAUAACAGCAACUACAUAUAUUGAAUAUGUACAUAAUUGGGCUCUGUGUGGUGUGAUUUGAUACUUUAAAAACGUUUUUGCACACAAAUUGGAAGAAUGUUUUUAGAUUUUUUUACGUUUACUAAUGUGUUUAUCAUAAAAAAUCUUUGAGAAUGUUGGUUGUUCUUGUUUUGUUUUAUACAAUUCAAAUUUAAAACAGGUUUCACUUGCUGAAACCUGUGAUGAGUUUUGAGUGUGGUGUCUCUGGAUAAUUACAAUGCCAUGUUUUUGUUGAGAUACUAAUAUGUUAAAUGUCAAAAAUAUGUCAGAGUUUGUAUAUACUAGUCAGUAUUUUCUAAGGUUUAGUAAUGUUGCUUGUACCUUAAUGGCUGUGUUCACAUGUACGGCUAAAUUAUGGUUUAACAUUACAAGGAGAAGUCACAGUGGGCCUCGGAAUUAUGCAGUAACCCUUUCCCUCCCUCCUCCAGUUUGGCCAUCGGAAGAAACUUGAAAGCUUUCCAUUACAUUUUAGCCUAACUGCAGCUUUUCAUGAUAUCCAAAUACUUUACAUUACUUGGUGAAAAAAAGCAACUGUGAAACCACAGUUUGAUCAACAACAAUUUGCACUGUGUACUUGCAGUAGACUGUGGUUAAUCUAAAACUGAAUCAAAAGCUUCUAGUCUUCUCCCUGAAACUAGAUCACAAGAGACGAAGAGGAAAAACAAACGGAGAAGCCCGAGGUUUGCUCUGCCCCAUCCUUGUAAUCAUGUUAAGCCAUGAUUCAGUGUUACAUGCAAACUGGGCUAGUAUCAACUAAUCAAACUGACUUCAUUUAUAGGAUUUCAGUUACUGAAGUUGUUGACCUUUUUUAAAAAACAAAACCACUAUUUUUUCUAGUGAAUACAGAUUUCACACUGUAUGUGGAAUAGGAAAUGCAUCUGUUUUUAAUACAUUUGGAAUGCAAAACAAAAACAAAGGAAUGAAGGAUUUUUCCAGCAUUUUUGACUGAUAAAACGCCACAUAUGAAAAAUGGUUUUUGCACAUUCAUGUACUUUUCUUUGUAUAUGAAGUACUUUUAUAUGUACUUUGUAUAAUAAGGUUCUAAAGUUGUUUAAAAAUGUAUACUACACUAUUUACAUGGUUGUAACUAAACAAUUUUAAUUAUUUUAUGUAUAUUACAUAACUAGUGUAUUCUAACCACUUGUAAUAAAGAUGCUUCAUAAGAGAGCAUUCCUCCUUUACUGUACCCAGUGGUAUAGUACAACGAAUAUUUCACAUCAUCUAUUGCAUAAUUAAAUUAUAUCCCAAAUUAUUCUGUAAUAAAAUUUGUAAUUUUGUACAGGCAAGUUCCCUCUUGCAUGUGAAAAAACUGUUCUUGAAUCUAUUUUUUCAUUGUUAAACUCAAAACAUUCCAUGAAAUCAUAAACUUGCCAUGUCACUGUCAUUAUCUGCUUUGAAAAAUUGUAUUUCAUUUUGUGCCGAGUGAAUAAAUUUAAAAAAAGA
Messenger RNA from Pogona vitticeps (central bearded dragon), 8209 nucleotides. It is a transcript of the gene SBF2, whose product is annotated as SET binding factor 2. NCBI's taxonomy places the organism in Eukaryota, Metazoa, Chordata, Lepidosauria, Squamata, Agamidae. Gene Ontology annotation, molecular function: guanyl-nucleotide exchange factor activity. The record is from RefSeq and is a predicted model, not a curated record. Gene Ontology annotation, cellular component: membrane; cytoplasm.